AUGACGACCUAUAUUAAUCAAUCUCAAGAACAGCCUGAAAAUAUACUCACAUCAGCCUCAAAAGAACACCCUAGUUCAAUUAUAUCUGAAAAUAGAGAAGAUAGUAUCAUUUGCAGUUCAAAAAAUUUAGAAAAUAUAGAAACUCCAAACGAAUCUGAGAAGAAUCAUGCAAAUAACCCUGAAAAUCCAAAUCCCCCUCUGCAGUGCCAAAUUGAUGAGCUAAGCCAACAAAAUUUAGAUUGUGGCACCAUCCUAUACAUUUAUUCAAAUAGCAUAACUCAUCCGAUUAUUUCUGGUCAUAAUGAGCAGAGCUUUGAAAAAUCACCAGCAUGCCUAGAUGAAAAUCCUGAGAGCUUAGCGGAUAAAACUAACCAAAUUAUAGCCUAUCCUCAGGCCAAUGCCGGCUAUUUAAAUCAACCCCCCGCAAAUCCUCCAGUAAUCAGCAUUAAUCAGCCAAAUCAGCAGCCACCACAACUGAGAGGCUUUUUAGACAAAUCAAGCAUGAAAACUCAAAGAAACGACAGGCGAUCUUUCAUUAUAAAAGUAUACACGCUUCUUUUAUUCCAAUUAAUCAUAACAGCUGUUUUUGUAGGCAUUGUCUGUGGAAUUAGUUAUUUGCGGGAAAAAAUUAAAAAAUAUUGAUGGAUGGUUAUUGCAUGCUGGGGUAUGACUUGUAUAAUAAUGAUUUUGAUAUUUUGCUAUAAAAGGUAUUCAAAAAUGUACCCAUAUAAUUAUAUAGCUUUAUUACUAUUUACUUUAUUUGAAUCUUAUAUGGUAGCUUUUAUAUGUGCUUUUUAUGAACCAAUUAUAAUAAUUUGUGCAGCUGUGUGCACAAUUGUGAUAGUAUUCGCUUUAACAAUUUAUGCGUGAAAAACCAAGCGAGAUUUUACUCAAGGCAGAGGUGCAUUAGUGGUAAGUAUUGUGUCAUUGUGCAUAUUUGGGUUUAUGAUGAUUUGGCUUUAUAGUAAGCCUUUGCAUACGCUAUAUUGUUUUAUAGUUAUACUAGUGUUUGGUUAUUUUAUAGUCAUUGAUACACAAUUAAUUGCAGGAGGAAAAUACUGCGAAUUAACAUAUGAUGAUUACAUAGCUGGGGCACUAUUUUUGUAUGUAGACAUUGUUAUAGUGUUUAUGUAUAUUCUUGCUGCCUUACUCUCUGCAAGCUAUUUGAAAUUAUAUAAAAUUAUGUUUGAUCUUGCUAUAUUAAUUAUAAGUUUUAUAUUAAAACUUUUUUGUUAGUCUCGAAAUAUCAGCUUCCUAAAAAUAUUUUUCAAUUGUUUUGAUUAUUUAAGGAGAACCGGAGUUAGGGGAUAAUAAAGAUAAUUUGCAGAAUAAUCAACCACCUGUAUUUGAAAUUUAA
This is a messenger RNA of Blepharisma stoltei, 1357 nucleotides long. NCBI's taxonomy places the organism in Eukaryota, Ciliophora, Heterotrichea, Heterotrichida, Blepharismidae. The record is from the annotation of a GenBank genome assembly.